Molecule: messenger RNA, 1805 nt
Organism: Gastrolobium bilobum
Lineage: Eukaryota; Viridiplantae; Streptophyta; Magnoliopsida; Fabales; Fabaceae
Product: protein disulfide-isomerase 5-4-like
Exons: 15
Coding region: 156-1601 (481 amino acids)
Cellular component (GO): COPII-coated ER to Golgi transport vesicle; endoplasmic reticulum
Source: RefSeq, a predicted model, not a curated record
AGGAGAGACUCAGAGAGAAGAAGAGAAGAAGAAGCAACAGCUGAAGAAGAAGCUACUUCGAUCUAUAAUCUAUUACUAUUUGUUCUCAAUCUCUGAUAAUUUCCUCUCUCUCUCUCUCUCUCUCUCUCUCUUUCUUAAAAUCCAUUUUCGCCACCAUGUUUUCUGCAAACAAAAUCAAAUCCGUCGAUUUUUACAGAAAAAUCCCGAGAGAUUUGACUGAGGCGUCAUUAUCAGGAGCGGGAUUAUCCAUUGUGGCAGCUCUCUCUAUGAUGUUUUUAUUUGGAAUGGAACUAAAUAAUUAUUUGUCUGUCAGCACCUCUACAUCUGUGAUUGUUGACAAGAGUUCUGAUGGCGACUUUUUACGUAUAGAUUUCAAUAUCAGUUUUCCUGCACUCUCAUGUGAAUUUGCAUCAGUUGAUGUGAGUGACGUGCUGGGAACAAACAGGCUUAAUAUAACAAAAACAGUUCGGAAGUUUUCUAUUGAUUCAAAUUUAAGACCUACUGGCGCUGAGUUUCAUUCAGGAACAGUUGCAAAUGCUGUUAAGCAUGAUGAUGAAGUAGAUGAAGCAUCUGUUGAAGGUUCUUUUUCACUCACAACACAGAAUUUCGAUAAAUAUGUUCAUCAGUUUCCGAUUACAGUUGUAAAUUUUUAUGCACCUUGGUGUUCCUGGUGUCAACGUUUGAAACCUUCGUGGGAGAAGGCAGCUAAAAUAAUAAAAGAGAGGUAUGAUCCAGAAAUGGAUGGGCGUAUUCUUUUGGCAAAGGUAGAUUGCACUCAAGAAGGUGAUUUAUGCAGGAGGCAGCACAUACAAGGGUAUCCAUCUAUUCGCAUCUUUCGUAAAGGAAGUGACCUCAGAAGUGACCAUGGACAUCAUGAACAUGAGUCCUAUUACGGAGAUCGUGAUACAGAGAGCCUAGUCAAGACAAUGGAGAAUUUAGUGGCAUCUCUCCCAACAGAAUCUCAAAAGCUAGCUUUGGAGGAUAAGUCUGAUGCAGCAGAGCAUGCUAAAAGACCAGCACCAUUAGCAGGUGGAUGUAGAAUUGAGGGAUAUGUGCGUGUGAAAAAGGUUCCAGGAAACUUGAUCAUCUCAGCUAGAUCAGAUGCCCAUUCCUUCGAUGCUUCUCAAAUGAACAUGUCACAUGUCAUAAACCAUAUGUCUUUUGGAAGGAAAGUUACACCUAGGGCCAUGAGUGAUGUGAAGCGCUUGAUUCCUUACGUAGGUAGCAGCCAUGACAGGCUGAAUGGCCGGUCAUUCAUCAAUGCUCAUCGUGAUUUGGAAGCAAAUGUUACUCUAGAGCAUUAUAUUCAGAUAGUUAAAACAGAGGUAAUAACUAGAAAGGGUUAUAAAUUAAUUGAGGAGUACGAAUACACAGCGCACAGCAGUUUGGCACACAGUGUAGACAUUCCUGCUGCAAAGUUUCGUCUCGAGCUCUCCCCCAUGCAGGUCUUAAUAACAGAAAACCAGAAGUCUUUUUCACAUUUUAUUACAAACGUCUGUGCUAUUAUUGGGGGUGUUUUCACGGUAGCUGGAAUUGUGGACUCGAUUCUGCACCACACUAUUAGAAUAAUGAAAAAAGUUGAGCUCGGCAAAAAUUUUUGAUGGAUAGGUAAAAGUUUUGUAUAGCGUAGGGCUUCUGAUUUGCUAUACCCAUUUUCACUAGAGAGAUCUUGUUGUAACAGUUUGUUCUCUAUAGAUGUGCUAUUAAUCAUACAGAUGUAAUUUUCUAGUUGUCACUUCAGUAAAGUGAUCAUUAUAAGGAUAAGGAUUAUGAUUUACGAGGUGCAUAAUGCAUACUAUAUUUGC